Linepithema humile (Argentine ant) is the source of this 1374-nucleotide messenger RNA. Its product is annotated as RNA-binding protein 42. Lineage: Eukaryota; Metazoa; Arthropoda; Insecta; Hymenoptera; Formicidae. The record is from RefSeq and is a predicted model, not a curated record. Gene Ontology annotation, molecular function: mRNA binding.
ACAUUGUAUGAUCUAUUAAUGCUCUGUUUCGUGUUAUUUUGUUGGCAUUUGUGGAUGUUUGUUAAAUGUUAGGUUGAGUGGUUCAAAGAGCAUCACAGUAAAGUUUGUUAGCUGAAGUGUUAUAUUGAAAUAGUAUUAUUGGAUUUUGCAAUAACAAAAAUUUGCAUUUAAAUAAAUCCAUCUAUAAAUUGUCUUGUAUUUUAUAAAAGGAUUAACAGUUGCAAAAAUGGACGACAAACUUCGACAAAUGGAAGAUGAAAUGAACAGAUUUGAAGCUGAAAUCGGAGGACAACUUGUGACACCUAUUGUUCGACCAGUAAUCGGUGCAAAUACAUAUAGUCAAGUUGCUAGACAAUUAGAGCAACAUGAACUUCCUACUCCAGUAGUUGCAGCAGCUACAGCAGCAACAUUAGCAUUUCCUCCAAUGAUUGGAUUUCCACCACCUCCACCACCACCGCCUCCUCCUCCACCUCCACCGAUGUUAAUUCCUCAGCAAGUAGCGAGACAAGGUACCGUUUCUCUUACGACGUAUUCCUCACCUGCACAAAUAAGUAAUCCCUAUAUAUCAAAUAUGGUGGAUCCCUGUUUAAGCGCAACACCAAAAACAUACGAUUCUACAUCAGCAACGAUGAUCCAUCCGGAAAUUAUCGAACAAAUCAUUAAUACAAAAAUUCCUGAAGAUGAGGUUAAAAAGAAACCAAAGGUUAAGGGUGUUAGUACAGCAGCUGAAUUAGCUAUUAGUCAAGGAAAAGCAAGUUCUAUUAUGGCUAACGCCAGUGCAGAGGAGAGUCAUCCCAAGGGGAAAGGAAAGAAAAAUAAGAAAAUUAUAAGAACAGCCGGUGGUCAAACGUGGGAAGAUCCUUCCUUAUUAGAAUGGGACGAUGAUGAUUUUAGGAUAUUUUGUGGCGAUCUUGGGAAUGAUGUCACAGAUGAAAUGUUGGUGAGAGUAUUUGGAAAAUAUCCCAGUUUUCAAAAGGCAAAGGUGGUCAGAGAUAAACGGACAAAUAAAACUAAAGGUUUUGGAUUCGUGUCUUUUAAAGAUCCACAAGAUUUUAUCAAAGCGAUGAAGGAAAUGAACGGACGAUAUGUGGGAUCGCGUCCAAUAAAGCUCCGAAAGAGCUCCUGGAAGCAGAGGAAUCUGGAAUCUGUGCGCAAGAAAGAGAAAGAAAAGCAAGCGUUGAUUGGCCUGCUUACUGGCCGAUGAGAUAAAAUUUUCAUUAUUUAUUGGGACAAAAGCAUCAGCCAUCAGAAAUUGUAUCGAUUUCAGAUUGCAGAAAAACAACGCAAACGAAUCAUUGUGAAUCGCGGCAGUUCAGUUUCAUCUUAGUUUAUAAAUAUAUAUACGUCAAUAAACUUCUAAUUAUAAAUCGGUUA